AUGCAAUCUUCAUUAAAGACUCUUCUUGCUAAUCAUAUCAACAAGCUGUGGCAGCCACUGCAGAAUAUCAGAAAGCCAUCACCCAAAAGCAUUCUGCUUUCAGUGACACGAGUCGCAAGUGUUCGUCCUAUCUCUCUGGAACUACCAGAACCUCAGUUGACAAAUAUUGCAGACCGCAGAUGGGUUGACCGACAAGCACGAAAACUCGAUGCAAGACUCGACAAGAAACGCAAGCAGAUGGAGAGGAACAAAAAGACGAUGGGGUUGAGGAAGAACGUACUCAUGGCAGAGAUUGAAAGUCUUCAUGCUAAGAUUGCCCAAGCCGAAAUUGAGCGAAUAAUCAAAAUCACAGAGGCAACCAAGCAACUCGAGGAAGUCGAAGAAAGAGCCAGGGAGACCAAGUUGGAAACCACAAUUCGAUUAGCUAGAUCUCGGGCUCCAUCUCCUGAGCCACAACAUUCGACUUCAAACACGAUCAGAUCGAACCGAGUCGUACCAUCUCCAUUGCCUACCGAAGCUAAACACCAAAUACCAUGCCGUGCCGAAUCUUCUCAACGAGUAAGACAAUUGUGCAGCAACACCCUUUCAACCUCUACUGCGAACCUUCCCGAGAGAAUCUGCUCCAAACCUUCAUAUAGAAAGAUAAUCUGGAAAGUCACCUACAAAACCGACUCUCCCCGUCCUUUGCCGUUCAAUACCGCUAUCCAACGCCCCAAUCCGAAACCUAUCGGCGAGAAGAACAAUCGCAUAGGAAAGAGGCAAAAUAAUAUUAAUCCAUCUUCUAAAUACAUUUCUGAAGAAUACGACCAUUCAGAGGUGUUCGAGGAGCCUGAUAACCCUGCUGAUGAGGAUUAUGAUCCCGAGAUUGAGGAUUAG
Cadophora gregata is the source of this 876-nucleotide messenger RNA. RefSeq lists its product as uncharacterized. The transcript has 2 exons. NCBI's taxonomy places the organism in Eukaryota, Fungi, Ascomycota, Leotiomycetes, Helotiales, Ploettnerulaceae. The record is from RefSeq and is a predicted model, not a curated record. Bases 1 to 876 code for a protein of 291 amino acids.